This is a messenger RNA of Lathyrus oleraceus (garden pea), 393 nucleotides long. RefSeq lists its product as uncharacterized. The coding region runs from base 1 to 393 and encodes 130 amino acids. The record is from RefSeq and is a predicted model, not a curated record. The transcript has 2 exons. NCBI's taxonomy places the organism in Eukaryota, Viridiplantae, Streptophyta, Magnoliopsida, Fabales, Fabaceae.
AUGACAACAUUGUUUGGCAAGCUUCAAGAGCAUGACCAAGAGCUCAUGAAUCUUGAGAAACAUGAGAAGAAUCAAAAGAAGGAGAAGAAGGAGAAAGAUAAGAACACCGAAAGGAAGUCUAUCGCUUUAAAGGCUUCAAGAUAUAAGUCAUCCACCAAAGAUGCGUGUGAGAGUGAGUCAAGUGAUGAUGAUAAAGAUUCGAAUGAAGACAUGGGGCUGUUCAUAAGGAGUAUUGUUGAUGGUGCAUGUGUUCCUUUGGAAGACAUAAUAAAAGAUCAAGAAGAAAAUCAUGUUGAACCCCAUCCAGAAAAAGAUGAGGAGAAGCCGGAUCUUAUUUCCGAAAAGAAAGAGGAGGAUAAUUCUAUUGAUAACAAUGAUAUUCCUUUGGAAUAG